Messenger RNA from Castor canadensis (American beaver), 1793 nucleotides. It is a transcript of the gene Tmem161a, whose product is annotated as transmembrane protein 161A. The record is from RefSeq and is a predicted model, not a curated record. NCBI's taxonomy places the organism in Eukaryota, Metazoa, Chordata, Mammalia, Rodentia, Castoridae.
GCGUGCCCUAGCCUCAAAACGGUGGGUACUCUCCCUGCACUCGGGCCGGCGACAUGGCGGUCCUCGGAGUGCAGCUGGUGGUGACCCUGCUCACCGCCACCCUCAUGCACAGGCUGGCGCCCCACUGCUCCUUUGCACGCUGGCUGCUCUGCAAUGGCAGUCUGUUCCGGUACAAGCACCCAUCCGAGGAGGAGCUGCGAGCCCUAGCCGGGAGACCGAGGCCCAGAGGCAGGAAGGAGCGGUGGGCCAAUGGCCUUGGCGACGAGAAGCCACUAUUGGUGCCCCGAGACGCCCCAUUCCGGCUGGAGACCUGCCCCCUGACCACCGUGGACGCCCUAGUGCUGCGCUUUUUCCUGGAGUACCAGUGGUUCGUGGACUUCGCCGUGUACUCGGGCGGCGUGUACCUGUUCACAGAGGCCUACUACUGCGUGCUGGCGCCAGCCAGGGAGACCAACAUCGCCGUGUUCUGGUGCCUGCUCACCGUGGCCUUCUCCAUUAAGGUGUUCUUGACGGUGACCCGGCUGUACUUCAGUGCCAAGGACAGUGGCGAGCGCUCCGUCUGCCUCACCUUUGCCUUCGUCUUCCUCCUCCUGGCCAUGCUGGUGCAGGUGGUCCGGGAAGAGACCCUGGAGCUGGGGCUGGAGCCAGGCCUGGCUAGCAUGAUCCACAACCUGGAGCCACUCCUGAAGAAUCAGGGCUGGGACUGGGCGCUCCCCGUGGCCAAGCUGGCCCUCCGCGUGGGGCUGGCCGUGGUGGGCUCCGUGCUGGGCGCCUUCCUCACCUUCCCCGGCCUGCGGCUGGCCCAGACCCACCGGGAUGCGCUGACCAUGUCGGAGGACCGGCCCGUGCUGCAGUUCCUCCUGCACGCCAGCUUCCUGUCUCCCUUGUUCAUCCUGUGGGUGUGGACGAAGCCCAUUGCCCGAGACUUCCUGCGCCAGGCGCCCAGCGGGGAGGCCCCCUUCUCCCUGCUGUCGGACUCGGGCUUCGACUCCCUGCGCCUCUGGGUGCUGGUGGCGCUGUGCCUGCUGCGGCUGGCGGUGACCCGGCCGCACCUGCAGGCCUACCUGUGCCUGGCCAAGUCCCGCGUGGAGCAGCUGCGGAGGGAGGCGGGCCGCAUCGAGGCCCGUGAGAUCCAGCAGCGGGUGGUCCGGGUCUACUGCUAUGUGACGGUGGUGAGCUUGCAGUACCUGACGCCGCUCAUCCUCACGCUCAACUGCACGCUGCUGCUCAAGACCCUGGGUGGCUACUCUUGGGGCCUGGGCCCAGCCCCCGCACUGUCACUCGCCCUGUCCCCAGCCAGUGCGACCCCUGUCCUGCCCGGGGAGGACGAGGCCCAGCAGACGGCGGCGCAGAUCGCAGGGGCCCUGGGCGGCCUGCUGACGCCCCUCUUCCUCCGGGGCGUCCUGGCAUACCUCAUCUGGUGGACGGCCGCCUGCCAGCUGCUGUCCAGCCUGCUGGGCCUCUACUUCCACCAGCACCUGGCCGGCUCCUAGCGCCGCCCUCGUGGGCCUGAGGUCGGGCCCUCAGCUGUGGACUCAGUGUGCCUCGGUGUCCCCAGCUGCAAGACGGGCUCCCGCUGCCCAUGUCCCCCUCACCACGGUGCCUGGCCCUGACCCCCUGUGGACUCCUGGGAACUGGCUCCCCUGCCCCAGGCAAGCCACUGUUGUCGCCAAGCGUGUGCAUGCAAGGUUUGAGUGGCAGCUGCCCUCUGGAUGAAUAAAGGAGAAAGCAGCGUUUUCAAAUGGGAUCCCAGGGGCGUGGGGAGUGGCACGCACAGGUGAUGGCUUCCUGCA